Molecule: messenger RNA, 2476 nt
Organism: Spinacia oleracea (spinach)
Lineage: Eukaryota; Viridiplantae; Streptophyta; Magnoliopsida; Caryophyllales; Amaranthaceae
Exons: 10
Coding region: 129-2099 (656 amino acids)
Source: RefSeq, a predicted model, not a curated record
UUGAACCACAGGUUUUCCUUCCCUCUAUAUAUGAAGAUGUAGCACCCUCUAUUCAGUCCCAAUCUUUUACAACCUACGCAGAAUUUUACAGCUUCCUCUCCACAAUCAGAAUCUGCAGUUUGUCAGAAAUGAAGCCUGAACGCGUGUAUCUGGAUCAGCUAACCGAAAAAAGCAAGGGCUACAAGGUUAAGGUCAAGGUCGUAGAGAAAGGACCGGAAAGGAACUCUCCUUCAAAGGGAAUCCUAUUCCAAGGACUUGUGAUGGAAGAUGACAAGGGAAAUCGAAUGCGUGCUGCACUUUUUGGAAAUCAAAUUGAUGUCUACAAGGAAGCUAUUGAACACUUAGGGAGUUAUGAGAUAGCUAAUGCUACGAUUAAAGCCAGCGAUGAAUAUUGGAAAGCCAAAGACGCGAAAUACGGUCUGCUUGGAUACCAGAUGAGCUUUGGCUCACAGGCGGUAAUCCAACGAAUGAAUGCUGAGUCAGGGCCAGUAUUACCGGAAUACCAAUGCCUAGCCACCAUCCCAAGAGUGUAUGAUCCAACUGACAGAUUUGAUAUUGUUGCUGUUGUUCUAUACCUCGAAGAAGAAGCACGGAAAGUCACUGGAUUUGAACAACGCGAAUACUUAGUUCGUGAAAUUGUGGUGACAGACCAUAGCAAUGAGCAGCCAAUCACAAUUACUGUUUGGAACGAGCUGACUGGAGAACAUUGCAAACCGCUCUCCUCAUGGGCAGAACAGUUCACUGUUUUUGGAUUCACGGCUUUGAGAGGCAGCUUUCAUAAAGGAUUUUCCCUUGGUUCCACCAUGUCUACUAGAAUCAUUACUGAUCCAAAAGGAGAAAGAGCAGACGCAUUGAGGGAAUGGGUCAAAAAUCGCACCGACUGGCUGAGUGACAGGCAAGCAAGGGUAUUGGAUGUCAGGAACCCUACGAAAGAGAAGGUGAUCAUCACACUGGACUCCCUGAAGCUAAAAAGGCCUUACAACACCUUGCAAGAGCAACGCCAUUGGCUCAGGGUUACAAUACCCAACCCUCAAAUGAGCACGAUCAAUGCAUACCUGGGGUGCUCUGCUUGUGGACGGCGUGGAGACAUUCCAGCAGGGACAUCCUACACUUGCACCAGAUGUAAGGCAGAUACCGUGUCUACUCCAAAGAUUACCUACAAUUUCGUGGCAUCUGAUGGGACUGGCACAAUGGAAUGCACCUCGUUCACUGAAGAUUCUGAAAAGUUGUUCAGGAUGACGGCUGCAGACACGUUCAGGAUGAAGAACAGCAAUGAUGCAGCGACCUUUGAACAGCUCCAGGAAAUGCUCAAGUCCAACCACUUUCUGCUGGAAGUCGGUCCAACAAUGGGUCUUUCAAAGAACGGCGUGCUUGAAUGGUGCUUGAAAUCGAUUGAUUUGGAAUCUGGGGAGGCCCAAGCAGAAAAUGUUGAGCAUCACUUUGCUGAUCAGCAGGCUGAACAGGGUCCGAGUGCCAGCCAGGUGCUUGCACAAGCAACGAUUGCUAGGCAGCAGCUUGAACAACCAACGCUUCGUAGGAAGAACCCUGAGCAAGCAAUGGUUACUGGGAAGCAGCCAGAGCAAGGAGCCAUUCCUCAAAAGAAACUGAAGCAGGCCCAAGCAGAAAAUGUUGAGCAUCGCUUUGCUGAUCAGCAGGCUGAACAGGGUCCGAGUGCCAGCCAGGUGCUUGCACAAGCAACGAUUGCUAGGCAGCAGCUUGAACAACCAACGCUUCGUAGGAAGAACCCUGAGCAAGCAAUGGUUACUGGGAAGCAGCCAGAGCAAGGAGCCAUUCCUCAAAAGAAACUGAAGCAGGCCCAAGCAGAAAAUGUUGAGCAUCACUUUGCUGAUCAGCAGGCUGAACAGGGUCCGAGUGCCAGCCAGGUGCUUGCACAAGCAACAAUUGCUAGGCAGCAGCUUGAACAACCAACACUUCGUAGGAAGAACCCUGAGCAAGCAAUGGUUACUGGGAAGCAGCCAGAGCAAGGAGCCAUUCCUCAAAAGAAACUGAAGCAGGAAUUCAUAGCUGAGCUCCAUGCUGCACAGGGGAGUAUUGCAAGACAAUCAGACGAAGAGGAGGAUGACUCCUCUGGUAAGUAAUUCAAGUGCAUCAUUAGUUGUCCCUUUUGCUUAGGAUGAAGAAGCCAGAUCCUCUGGUAUGUAAUUCAAGUCAAUCAGUCAUCCACCCUUUUGCUUAGCUAAGAUUAAUGUCUUGUAAAAUAAUUAGUAUUGUAGUUGAUCUACCUUGGAAACUUGUAAGAUAUAGGUAGUCUCUACUUAGCCUGGAAUCAACGAGUCCUACACUUCAUGCCAACAGAAAUAGCUUCUGUUGCGAUCGUAUAGAAGGUGGGAAUGAAGCCUCACUAUCUAGAACCCCUUACAUAUUUUGUAAUAUAAACAUAAGAACUCUUGUUCUAUUCUAACUCGGGCACUAUGCCGAGUACCUUAUAUUCUAAUUUGCACGAGUGCUUUGUAUC